Molecule: messenger RNA, 5641 nt
Organism: Danaus plexippus (monarch butterfly)
Lineage: Eukaryota; Metazoa; Arthropoda; Insecta; Lepidoptera; Nymphalidae
Gene: Shal
Product: potassium voltage-gated channel protein Shal
Exons: 6
Coding region: 22-1854 (610 amino acids)
Biological process (GO): protein homooligomerization; potassium ion transmembrane transport
Cellular component (GO): membrane; voltage-gated potassium channel complex
Molecular function (GO): protein binding; A-type (transient outward) potassium channel activity
Source: RefSeq, a predicted model, not a curated record
CGGUGGCGCCGACUGCACGCGAUGGCGUCCGUCGCCGCAUGGCUGCCGUUCGCGCGCGCCGCCGCCAUCGGCUGGGUGCCCAUAGCCACACACCCGCUGCCUUCCCCGCCCGUCCCCAAGGACCGAAGACGAGCCGAGGAUGAGAAACUACUCAUUAACGUCUCCGGACGACGCUUCGAAACUUGGAGGAACACUCUUGAAAAAUACCCCGAUUCCCUCCUCGGAUCCUCUGAGAGGGAAUUCUUUUACGAUGAGGAUAGUCGGGAAUACUUCUUCGACAGAGAUCCGGAUAUCUUUAGACAUAUACUCAAUUAUUAUAGGACCGGGAAGCUCCAUUAUCCAAAACAUGAAUGUUUGACUGGAUAUGACGAGGAGCUCGCGUUUUUCGGAAUCCUGCCAGAUGUUAUAGGUGACUGUUGUUAUGAGGACUACAGGGAUAGAAAACGUGAAAAUGCUGAGCGUCUCAUGGACGACAAGCUCAGCGAGGCCGGAGACCAGAGCCUGCCUCAAUUGACGGAUUUACGACAAAAGAUGUGGAGGGCCUUCGAAAACCCACACACGUCGACAGCUGCUCUAGUAUUUUACUACGUUACAGGAUUCUUCAUCGCCGUCUCCGUGAUGGCCAACGUGGUCGAGACGGUACCAUGUGGUCACAGACCGGGCCGUGCGGGCACUCUGCCUUGCGGAGAGCGAUAUAAAAUUGUGUUCUUUUGUUUGGACACAGCAUGCGUGAUGAUUUUCACUGCUGAAUACUUGCUGCGACUGUUCGCGGCGCCCGACCGAUGUAAGUUCGUGAGAUCAGUCAUGUCCAUCAUCGACGUGGUGGCCAUCCUGCCGUACUACAUCGGCCUGGGGAUCACCGACAACGAUGACGUUUCCGGGGCGUUUGUGACCUUGAGAGUGUUUCGAGUGUUCCGUAUCUUCAAGUUCUCCCGUCACUCACAGGGUCUCCGGAUCUUGGGUUAUACUCUGAAGUCUUGCGCCAGCGAAUUGGGUUUCCUAGUGUUCUCUCUGGCGAUGGCUAUCAUUAUAUUCGCGACGGUCAUGUUCUACGCUGAGAAGAACGAGCAGGACACCAACUUUACAUCCAUCCCCGCAGCUUUCUGGUACACCAUCGUCACCAUGACCACUCUGGGUUAUGGUGACAUGGUGCCCGGUACCAUCGCUGGUAAAAUAGUUGGUGGUGUGUGCUCCUUGUCUGGUGUGCUGGUGAUCGCUCUGCCCGUACCAGUCAUCGUCUCCAACUUCUCCAGGAUCUACCACCAGAACCAGCGAGCUGAUAAAAGGAAGGCUCAGAGGAAAGCUCGUCUCGCUCGCAUCCGCAUCGCUAAGGCUUCCUCAGGGGCUGCAUUCGUUUCCAAGAAGAAGGCAGCAGAGGCUCGACUGGCUGCUCAGGAGUCCGGGGUGGAGCUGGACGAUGCUGGCAGAGAUGAAGACAUCUUUGAAUUGCAACAUCACCAUCUGUUGCGAUGCUUGGAGCGUACUACGGACAGGGAGUUUGUUGAGAUGGAGAAUCCCUACAAUGGUGCUGCCAAGCGGCCCGGCUCGCCGUCCCCACUAGCCUCGCCCGCACACUCGGGUCGUGCCCCGGCGUUGCUCGCUUGCUGUGCGCGAUGUGGUUGUUGCCCGCAGAAGUAUCAGGUCCUGAUAUUAGACUCAAGUAGGAAGCGUACACGCGGCACUCGGCGGUACACUGCGACCUCCAGACCUUCGGAUACCUCGGUCUCAGCAGCCCCUAGCGAAGAACCUUUACCACAAGCCUGCGGCAAAUACAUUCCGGCGGGCAGCACUGUUCAAGGGAACCAGACUGGCGUUGCAAUGGAUGGUACUUAUCUCGUCGAAGCGUCUUUCUAGGACACAGCAUCCGCUCACGUUGAGAGCUAUGUGUGAUAGGACAUGAGUGUACGCACACGAAGUAUUCCAGAGACAUUUGCUAUGAAAAACCAAUUAUUAGAAUAUGUCGAAAGUUAACACGAUACUGCCUAAUAGAACGUUCGCGUAUUGUUUUGUAAUGGUGACCUUGAUAUCUUAAUGCACAACUUCUAAGCACAUAAAGUUGAUAAAAUAUUGCUGUCUGAACAAUUUUUUGGGCAAAUGAUCAAAUAUUUAUCACAUAAGUAAUGUAGAUCGAUAUUUAUAGGUAAUAAAUAGAAGUGGUCGCUUGAUAUCCCGUGUGGAUUAAGCUAGACAUGUACGUUAAGCCUAAACGAAGCCUGUCUUACAAUUAUUUUGAGGUCCCUAUUGCAAAAUAUUUGUAUCUCAUCAACGAAUAAUUUUAUUCGUAUGGAUACAGUAUUAUUAAGAUUUUUAAUGUUGUUCGAUUAAUGUAAUCUCGCCUCAAUGAGGCUUUAUCGAUUUUCCGCUUCUGAAAAUCGUUAGAAAAGACAAGACCUUUUGGAAUUCACUCUAGUCAAUAGUCGAAAUCAUAUCAGUAACUGAAUAACUCGUAGCUAUCACUGAAAUGAAGUAUCUUUCAGUCCACUAGGUCACUAGUGCCUUCGAAUCCAUAAAUAAUAUAUAUUAACAUAGAAAUUGUUACUCUGUGUUAGUGAAUCGUAGAAAUAGAUAGAUUCUUGAAAUGUUAAUGUAUAACAUCAGUGAUGCGGUAAAAUACUGAUAUUAAUGAGAAAAAUAUUAAAACUUACAAUAAAUAUAUAUAUAUAUAUUAUAUCCCGUGUUUACGUGUCACUGAUUUUGUACGUGUAAUUCGACUUAUCUCAUAGCAGUGAGUUAAAAAGGGCAAUGAAUAAGAUGCAAUGAAAUUACCCGUGGAUAUAGUCUAGCCCAGUUUUAAAUAAUUCUAGUUAUCAAUGUCUUAUGAUCGCAAUAUAUAAAUAAUGUUAUGUAUAGAUAGAUGAAUUUAUGCGGUUAGUUUUAUUUAAUGUUAAACGUUUUAAUAGAUUGUAAGCGAUCUAGCGGGUCUCUUGAAUCGGAAACAUGUUCAGCGUUCCUCCGUUACAUGGACAAUCGACGGUUCUUAUUAGCAUUGUGUUUCUGAACGAUAUAGUAUAUAAAUAGUUAAAUUAUUGUAAUCUAGAUAAUAUAUUUAUUUAGUAGUUAUUUGUAUAAAUCGGAUUCGAUGUUAAUAUUGUGUCUCUUCCAAAAUAUUGCCAUUUCUAUUUAAAAUGUAAUAUUCAACAAUAACUUUGGUGAUUAUAUUAAUAUAAAGAUAAUUCGUAAAGUUUAAUCUAAUAAAAAUUAAAAAAAAAAUAUUUGCAAGUCUUUGAGAUUUGUUGAAUCUUAGUGUAAAUGAUAUUAUAAAAAAUUAUCUCGUAAGUUAGUACUUUGAACCACGUUUUAGGACCAUUCGUUAUUGCUUUUACUGUGAGUUUAAAUCGACAGACUAAGGACGGGUAGUUUUCAGUUACUUACUGAUAGUAUCAACGUUGCUAGAUAUAUGAAUGAUAUACUGUAAACCAACCGUAUUUAGUUUCAGGAUUUAAACUCGCAUUAAGAGUGUCGGAUACUUUUGUUAUAUGUGAAACUAUGAGUUAAAUUUUAAAUCGCCACAGACACACACAAUAAGUAAGACGCGUUGCCGAUGUAAUGUUUAAACAAUCGCUAAUCUUAAUGAAUAAAGGAUAUAUAUCCAUUAUUUUUCUUGCUUCGUUGUUUACCUUAAAGGUAAAUAUUCGUAAUCUCCAAGUGGAAUAUCUUUUGUUCAUAAUUUAAUUGUUACUAUAUAUAUGUAAAUCUUCUCAUUCUUCAUCCGUAUCUUUCAUUGCAAUUCUAUGCGUGAAAAUUGCUUGUUCAUGAAUGCUAUAAAUAAUUUUUCAUACGUUUAUAUUAUAAGGAGAUUUUUUUUAGAUGAACAUGGGCGAACCAUGUCCAUGUUAUGAUAUUAACGAUAAGAUCUUCUCGAAACGUUUUCUCCCUGUGAUUCUAUGGCUGUUUUAAUAUGUUACGUAAUAAUUAUGUAUUUAGUUGUGCCCCUUUUUUUGUUCCGUUGACGUACGUGGCCUAUACUACCUCCUGAUUCACGUUCAGUUUCUGUAAAUAAUCAUAAUAAAUUAUUUUUUCAUUGUAAUAUUAUUGUUAAUGUAAAUGUAUGUGACACCAAAUCGUUUGCCAAAGUCCUAUGCAUAGAAACGCAUUUAUUGGCGAUGUCCGAUCAGAGUGACUCAUGUUCGUUAGGGGGGAAUUGUAAUCGUUUGUAAAAUAUGAAUUUCUAUGUGUAAUUUAAAAUAAAACUGAAUUCAAUUUCUAUAGAUUAAUGAAGUUAUAUUCGUAAAAUGUAAUUUAGAAUAAUUUAAUGUCGACAGAUAUCAAGUUUAUUUAGAUGGUUGGUGAUUUUAAUGUACGCGACGUAUUGCAUGGCGCAUGUGAUUGGAACUAACAGAUUUUGGAAAUUAAAUAGUUUUGGGGGCAUAUCUAUUUGUGGUUUGUACCCGGAAAUGUUUUUCUGUUCACACUUUACGAAUUUGUGUAAUGUUUAGAUUGAAAAUUUACUAUUGAAAGACAAUAUGUCGUGUGGAGUGUAAAUUGUGUCGGACCAAUCUGACGGUCCUGCAUAGUGUCCGUAGUGUGAUGUGAUUUUUAGAAAAUAUAUUAUAAGUUUACGAACGGGGUUCACACUUGACACUGCUCGCAUCACGAAUAUUUUGGGUUCAAUGUAUUCAUGACAACAUCUAAGAAUAAGUUAGUGGAAUGGAACAGAGGAAAAAGUUGAUAAUUCAUACAGGCUUUUGCAAUUUUUUUUUGUAAUUUUCAGUUUUGAUAAACGAAAAAAAAAUUGUUAGAAAGACUAAAGAGGUUUAUUUUCUUUUUGUCAUUGAUUACGAAAACUAAAUGUGUUUUUAAUUUCUUUGUUUGUUUUAAAAUUUGGUGUUAAGAGUUAUUAACAUCGGAUGCAAAAGAGUUGUAUGUUUGUUUGUGGCCUCGUAACUCUCAAAUGGAUCUACCUAUUUUGAUGCAGUUUUUUCAUAUCGGAGCCAGUUUCCUUGCAGUGGUUUUAGGUAUGUUUAAUUAACAUCAGCUCAGCGGUGUAAGAGUAACCCUAUCCAAGGAUAACUUGAUUACGCGGCUCUCUUUGUAAUUAAUACAUAGGGUCGAUUUUAUUGGAUUUAAUGUCACGUUUUUUAUGCCACAGAUUAUAUAAAUAAUACGAGUACAUAAUAUAAACGUUAGUGCCAACUGUAAAAUAGUUAAAACAAGCAGUGUCAGGUGCGAAACUUGAAUUAUAAAUAUAACAUUAUAUUAUGUUUUAAUGAGCUUACAAUUAUAAUACUGAUAGGAAAUAGUUGAGGUUUUACUAUGAUUUUAAGAGAUAUAUCAAAUAUUGUAUUAAAAAAAGAAUUAUCGGUUACACUACCACAAGAAUGCACGGUCAAAUAAAAUAUUGAGAACGUGAUCGUACUCACGUAAGUUUAUAAGUAAUUACUGGCAGUCCUUAAUUAGUUUAACGACGCGAACUUGUAGUACGGAUAAAGUUUUUUCUGACAAAGAUAGCUGUUAAAUAUUCAAUAAAAACUAUAAUACAUUCAGUAUAACGUUAUCCGAAACUCAUAGUAGGUAUAUAUACAUAUAUAUAUAUUAAAGAAUUUAUUAUAAUUGUAAGCUAAAACACAUCUUUAUGAAACUAAAGCUUAGUAAUUCUUUGUUAAUAUGAAAUGAAAGGAAAUAAAAUUAAUUGUAUAUAACA